Molecule: messenger RNA, 6937 nt
Organism: Corvus hawaiiensis (hawaiian crow)
Lineage: Eukaryota; Metazoa; Chordata; Aves; Passeriformes; Corvidae
Gene: VIPR2
Product: vasoactive intestinal peptide receptor 2
Exons: 13
Coding region: 199-1518 (439 amino acids)
Biological process (GO): cell surface receptor signaling pathway; adenylate cyclase-modulating G protein-coupled receptor signaling pathway
Cellular component (GO): plasma membrane
Molecular function (GO): peptide hormone binding; vasoactive intestinal polypeptide receptor activity; G protein-coupled peptide receptor activity
Source: RefSeq, a predicted model, not a curated record
CGCGGUCGGGCCGGGAGCUGAGGCGCCGGAGCGGGGCAGGUGCGGGAGCCGCCACCGCCGCUGCCCACGGGGCGGGGGAGCCGGCAGCGGCCCCGGGCCCUAUGGUGCCGGGCGGGACCCGGACCCCGCUCCCCGCCUUCGAACGGGGCCCGCGGAGCGCCGCGGAGCGCAGCCCGCCGGGCCCGGCACUCGGUGGGCAUGAGGACCCUGCCGAUCCUGCUGCUCUCGCUCUGCUGCAGCCUGCGGCGGGUGAAUGGUGUCCAUCCAGAAUGCAGAUUGAAGCUGGAGAUUCACAAGGAGGAAACAAGGUGCAUGGAACUUCUAAAGAAUGCAAAGCCAGUGGACUACAAAGGAUGUGCUGGAGUUUGGGAUAACAUCACCUGUUGGCAUCCUGCGAAGAUUGGAGAGACUGUCACUGUCCCUUGUCCAAAAGUAUUUAGCCUUUUUUCUGGCAAACCAGGAAAUAUUAGCAAAAAUUGUACAAGUAAUGGAUGGUCGGAUAUCUUUCCUGACAUCAUAAGUACUUGUGGAUACAAUGACUAUGAAGAUGAAUAUAAGGUCAACUUCUAUGUGAGGGUGAAAGCAAUUUACACUCUUGGAUACAGCGUAUCUCUGAUUGCUCUUACAACAGGAAGUAUAAUUCUUUGCCUUUUCAGGAAACUUCAUUGUACUCGGAACUACAUCCAUCUGAACCUGUUCCUCUCUUUCAUUCUAAGAGCCAUCUCUGUUUUAGUCAAGGAUGAUAUUCUCUAUUCCAGCUCCAACACAGCUCACUGUCCAGAGGAUCAAACCUCAUGGGUGGGCUGCAAGGCAAUUCUGGUGUUUUUUCAGUAUGGUGUCAUGGCAAACUUUUACUGGCUCUUAGUAGAAGGACUUUACCUCCACAUCCUCCUUGUGCUAAUAUUCUCCCCCAACAGACACUUCACAAUCUACCUGCUGAUAGGAUGGGGAAUUCCUACGAUAUUCAUUAUUACGUGGACAGUGACACGGAUCAUUUUAGAGGACACUGGUUGCUGGGAUACAAAUGAGCAUGGUGGUCCCUGGUGGGUUAUACGAAUACCAAUUUUAAUUUCUAUUAUAGUGAAUUUUAUACUUUUCAUUAGCAUUAUAAGAAUCUUACUGCAGAAGUUAAGAUCUCCAGAUGUUGGAGGAAAUGACCAGUCCCAGUACAAGAGACUUGCAAAAUCCACAUUGUUGCUUAUUCCGUUAUUUGGAGUUCACUAUACAGUGUUUGCUCUAUUUCCUGACCGCAGUUCCAACAAUUAUAAAAUAAUCUUUGAGUUGUGUUUGGGAUCUUUUCAGGGGUUGAUUGUUGCAGUCCUGUAUUGCUUUUUGAACAGUGAAGUGCAGGGGGAGCUGAAAAGAAAGUGGCGGAGUUUGUGCUGGAAGCAGACAGCAGGCAGAGAUUACAGACUCCACAGCUCGUCCAUUUCUCGAAAUGGAUCAGAAAGUGUUUCCCAACUCCACCGGAAUUCGAGAGCUCACUCAUUUAUGCAGACAGAGACCACCAUGAUAUAAAUGAGCUAGUUCCCCCAAAACAUGAAAAACUGUGGGAUAUAUCAUUCAUUAUGCAGCUUGAUGUGAUAUUUUAUAAAAUGUACAGUUUUGUGCUUUGCUUUUAUACAUGUUGGUAUUUCGGGAAUUGGUUUGUGCAGCCAACCUGUUAAUAACAGAGAAGCCUGGAUACUUUCUGUUUUGUUUAAAUGGUAUUCAUAUUAAUUCUGAUAUUCUCUUGCAGUUUACUAGCUGUAACAAUUCAAAAAUUCAUUGUUCAUAAAAGUCCCUUUCCCUUCCAACACAGCUGCAAGAUCAAUGCAGGGUGUCCUGCUCAAUGCAGACUGCUUUGCCACAUGUAAGGGUUAAGAUGGGAAGCAAGAUAAUUUCUUACACUUUAUUUAUACUUAAGGAAACAUUGCCUUGAGGAUUAGGAAAUUCUUUUCUAAUUAUGGAAAAUAAAAUUAGAAAAAAAAAUCUAAGACCAUAAUUAACCACAGUGGGAGUUUAGUGUGCUAAUCCAGGAAAUCAUGAACAUGAUUUACACAGGGGGAAAAAGGUAGUAAUUCUAGGCUAAUGGCAUAAAUUUCAGAGAUUACUUUCUACAGACUUCAAUUCCAAUCCUGUUGUCACUUUCAAAAAUGCCCAGUUUAAUGUUUGGGUGCAGAAUGUAGGGCUAUCUUUGCAGUCCAUACAGAAAAGACUACUAUAUCAGUUUUGAAUAAAACUGCACCAUUUCCCAAUAGUGCUAAUGCAAUCAUCAGUUGUUUUUCUGUUUUAAGUCAGAAAUUGUGUUGAUCUUUCAUUAAGCAAUUUUCUGAAGAGGUAUGUUUUAUUGCUAAAGCAGCCUGGCAUAGGAUAAACGGCCUUGGAUAGCACAUUGCACGGUGAAAACACUGGUUUUUUACAGUAUUAUCACUGAAAUACGUCUCUAGGACUACAUAUUUGACUGCAAAACACAAGGACUAUUGCAGUGAAGUUACAACUCACAUUUAACAAAAAAUGUAAAUUCUUUUAGGUUUAUUCGGUUCUAUAUCUAUCUGAAAUGACUCAAAAUUUAGUCCUGACCAUGACUCCAGAAAAAAACAAUUAGACAGAAUCCCUAAAAAUUACCAUAAAAGGCAUAAAGAAGGACUCUUCAACAAUGCCAAGCCUACUUAAAAAAAAAAAAAAAGGCAGAGAACUGACUGAGUCUUAUAAAAAUACACAGAACAUUUCCACUCUUUAAAAGAAAUAAACCAAAUGAUGUUUUCUUCCCAUGUCACGUUUAACCAUAUCCACCCUACAUUGCAAGUGGGAAUACAGUGUAUUUGCAUGAGUACCUCCAUACAAGCCAUUGCCCUCUUAUUUCAGAUAACAGAUUGUAUGGAGCCAGCAGAAUCCAAGGUCCCUACUCUUGUCAGAUAAAGGUAAGAACAGCAGCAAGGGCGUCUCUUGGCAGGCAUAUUUGUACAUCCUUGAAAAUAUUACCAGUACUGGGAAUAUUGUCAGCAGGUGUCAAAGUGUCCCUACAACUCUUGGUCUGAUUUAAUCCAGCUGUUUAUCAGUCAAACACAAUUUUUUUUUAAUGGGAUUGCCCUGGAGUGAUAGAAAGUUUUGUCAGACCAAAGAUAGAGAGGCCCCCAUGUAGUUCACAUUACUGCAGAAUGUGGUAUUACCAGUAGGUAUCAUUUGAGUUAAACAACAAUCACUCAAUGAAUUGUUACUCGCAACACUCGAAUUCAAAGAAGCUCUUGAUCACUUCCAGAUCAUUCAGAGUGUUUUCUGCUUGGCAAAGUAGCUAUGAGAUUCUGGAUUCUGGAAGUAGGCUGCCCAAGGACGUUCCCAUGAGGUCUUAAAGAUGUCCCCCUAAACAUGUAUUUAAACUAAAUAUAUUCCCAAAGACUCUAGACUGAGGAAACACUGCUAAACUUUAGUAUUUUUCCUGGAUUUCUGGAAAAACUUACCACAAACUCUUAACUGCAAAUUUAUGAAGACCCAUUGGAGCUUUGGAAGUUGCUUUUAUACCUAAAUUAAACACAUCAGUGCACUUUAGGCUUCUUUGUCUGAAGUGUCAUUGGGACUGCUCAGCUCCCUGAGAUGUGACAUGCAGGAUGUUCUUUUUUUCCCUAAAUUUCUAGUGUACAAAGGCACAUGUGACAAGCUUUCAAGUGUGCUCAUCUUUUUGCUCAAAUGAGGGUAUGUGAGCGAGUUGACACACAGACAGAAUCAUAGCACAGAAACAGAGGUUUCAAGCAGUCAUUUCCAUCAGUCUGUUCUGCAGGAUGCAUCACCAAUUAUACAUGUUUGUAACACAUUGUAUCCUAGAGAAAACUUUGUUCUAAUUAAGUGAGCAUGGAGAAAAUCUGCACUUUUAAUUAUUUCUGGGUUAUAAAAAAGAAAAGCCUUAAUAAGAAAAUACAUUUUAUAUUGCAACAAACCAGCAUCGUUUCCUCUAACAGGGUGCAGAUGCAUUUGGGCUUGAUUCUACUUUUCAUGUAGGGUGAAAUGCCACGAGACAAUGAAGUUUUGCCAGUGGGAGAACAUAGAGGGCAUCACUUAAGUUUGUAAAGGACUGUGUGGACAUGCAAAGAAUGGCACACAGGGGACAGAGGUGCUGUAUAUAUUUUUCUUUCAAACUAAUGAAAAGUACGGUACUUUGGAGAACCUCAUCCCUCUAUUAAUAAUCUAAAUACAGAUAAUUUGAAUAUUGUUUUGUGAGACAGUUUAACCUCAUAAUGCUUUGUGUAGAGGGCACUGUGCUCACUUGCUUUUACCCCCAGAAAAUUUCUGAUUUCCAAAUAACUUUAUGCAAAGUUACAGCAUCAACCCUAUCAUCACCAGUUUGACUUACAGCUGCCUUUUCAUGCACAGAUACACAUUAUAUAAAAAUUUCUGUAAAAGGUGCAGAACAGUUUGACAAAUGUAGGACUUGAUCAGUGUUUUGCAUCUUUACAACACCCAGAAUGAGACAGCUUCUCAUGGUAUUGUCUUUCAUUGCAUUUUACCAAGGAGUAUGGGAUUAGAUGUUUUUUCUCUGUGUUGUGGUGACUCUAAAGAGUCAAAAGAACAAUGCAAUGUUCAUGGCCUUCUGUCAUCCCUAAUCCUAGUUCUCAGUCCUACCAACAUCAGGGGAGGAAGUAGAGGCUGCAAGACAAGUGUAACCUUUCCCUGCACCUCCCCUUCUUUAUUCCUUUACUUCAUUUUUCCCUUUGGUUCCAUCAGGGUCCAAACUGAGUUGUAAAGUUUUCAGAGCAGGAAACUGGGGUUUUUUGUCCGUUCCCACUGAAAAGCCAGUAGCACAGCUUGUAUUUACUGAGCAAGAAUGGUUCAGUUCACUCCCAGUACUGUGGUUAAUUGUUGUGCUUUACCUCCCCUAGAGGCACCAUUAAUUCUGAGUGAUUUCUGUUAGCAUUACCUGCUGCUGAUGCCUGAGGAACACAGUGACAGCUUGCUCUCCACUUACUAACCACAACUUAAAAAUAUAUAUGGACACUGACUUAAAUUUUCCUCUGCAGAGUCAAUUUCAGCUGGGUGCUUGAUAAACUCAGGUGAAAUUCAUCUGACCUGGUUUUGGUGUCUAAAAGCUGCAUGCUUGUCUCUGAGCUAAAGACUCUUUUGAAGUGCCUUCCAUAGUCAUCAUAGAGAAAUAGGCACUAGUUGAAGAUGAUUCCUUCCAUGUUCAACUGGACAUCUGGGGUAGGUAAGCUGGACCUAGUUUUCUCUGUACUUACUAUAAAAUGAGCCUGGGGUAGCUGGCUAGUACUUAAAUUUCUCACUCCAUAUUCUGAAUUAGGUAAGAUGUAUCCCUCCAGAUCAUGAAGUUAUCUGGGUAAUGUUACAUAGAUACCUCUUUUUAAGCCAGUUAACUAGGGUUGGCCUAACUCAUCCUCCAAGAAAUGUGCAGUGUAGCUCAAAAGGUCAGGUAGUGGAGGAUCCCACAGUUCAUUUGGUCAGCUGUCCGUUCCUUCCAUGAUAAAGCCCAUAGUUUUAUGUCCCAUUUUGAUUUGCCUGGCCUCAGCUUCCAACAAAUGUUUGUUGUUUUGGCUUAGGUGUUUGGCUUUUUGACUUUUGUAGAGGCACCAUAUGCUAAAAGAAAGUGCUUUAGAGUACCUGGAAUUCUCUUUAUGUCAUGUGCUGCAGGUAGCCAGCUGAGGAAUACCCAGUUUAAGCUUGUGAUGGGACUGUACUGUAGCAGCAAUAGAUAACUGGUGGCAAAAAGCAUUUCAAAAAACCUCCUACAGUCAAGUUGGAGCCAGCCUGCCCCACUCUGUAGCAUCUGCUCCACAUCCUGAUUCACCCCAGGCUUCCUUUUGCCUUUAACACAAUGAAGGGAAAAGCAACAGGCAUAGACCCUCAGCAAACCCGAGACUGUCUGGGGCAGAUUGAUGAAAUAAGGCAUUGACACACUCCACGUGCAAAGACUAAGAUGAAUCAUCUGCAUCGUUUGUCUCCUAUUUUUCUAAAAAUCAUCUUCUGUUAUCUGCGAAUUUGCCCAGUCCAGCAAAGCAAUUUGGGAUAAAGUCCAAAUUCAGUCUAUACAGAUUUUUUUCAGACAUCUCUAAUGAAAAAUCAAGUACUAAAUAUGUCUGAUAAAAAGAAAGACCUGGCAAGUAAUCUGCAGAGAAAGCUGCUAUGUGUAUAAGGGUCACUGCCUGAACAAUUACUGUCUGUGCAUAGUGAUACAGGAAAUACCUUUACCAACAGAAGUACCUUCGUGUUACCAUGAGUGCCUAUAUAAGCUGUGGGCUGUCAGUACUACCCUGACAUGAUCAAAUACAGAAGUUAGGAUGCAGUGCUAUUCUGUCUAUGAAAAAAAAAAAUUCUUUAAAAAAACAAAGGUGUUCUAACAUGUAUGUUACAAGAGGAUAACAUUUAAAAGGAGCAUUCUGUGAUAUGGUUUAACCACUCUGUGUUGAAUCUGGUUCUGCCCAAUGAUAGCAGGUUGUAUUUAAAUCUAAGCCAGCAACAUUUCCAUUGUCAGCUAAAAAAAGUGACUGAAAUGUCCCAAACCCCUCUAUUUCUCAAAGCACUGUCAUAAAUUUAUGAUUUCCUGCAGCUUUUUUUGUGCUGGCACAUUAGUAUGAGUAUUACUUCAAAAUUCUCUUUUGUCAUCUUUGUUAUAACUUUAUAUCUGUCAAGUAUGGUAAAAAUUAAAGAUGAUGUAAAUGAAUGUGAUUAUUUUUUACAAAAUGUACAGAUUAUGAUGUUGUAUAGUUUAAUGUGUGUAAAUAGGUUUCAUACUGUAAUUCUCUAUGGUUUUCUUCUGGUUUUGCUCUUUUGUUCUUUUCUGGUUUCAGUUUUUAAUGUCACAUACCUAACAGCCUUCUCUGAGAUGUUAUAUAUAAAGCUGUGAACAAAUAAGUGUUUACAUCUUUAUGCUAUACAGAUAAUAGUAGUCAAUAACACCAUAAUGGACUGAAGAGGAAUCAGAGAAUAAACAUUUUAAAAGUUUUGCACAAAA